This is a messenger RNA of Hypomesus transpacificus, 4167 nucleotides long. It is a transcript of the gene slc25a37, whose product is annotated as solute carrier family 25 member 37. Lineage: Eukaryota; Metazoa; Chordata; Actinopteri; Osmeriformes; Osmeridae. The transcript is spliced from 4 exons. The record is from RefSeq and is a predicted model, not a curated record. Gene Ontology annotation, biological process: iron import into the mitochondrion. Gene Ontology annotation, molecular function: ferrous iron transmembrane transporter activity. Gene Ontology annotation, cellular component: mitochondrial membrane. Bases 126 to 1136 code for a protein of 336 amino acids.
UCGUUCCUUUUGCUGACGUCAUCAAGGCGCUGGAACUCAGUGAUAGUGAUGUUGUGGUUGUCCAUGCCGCCGAGGUCCCCGGUAGCUUACGUGUGAAAAUCUAUUUUAGACCAGUGUCCCCCCGCAUGGAGUUGAGCGCGGACCCGGUGGUGGCAACCUUGGAGAUGUCGGAGAUUAAAAGUAAAGAUACCGAGUCGUCGGAAGGCGACGGUGACUACGAGAGUUUGCCACCUCAUGUCUCAAUAACGACCCACAUGACAGCAGGAGCCGUGGCAGGAAUACUGGAGCACACGGUGAUGUACCCUGUGGACUCUGUCAAGACCAGAAUGCAGAGCCUCCAACCGGACCCCAAGGCCCAGUACAGCAGUGUGUACGAGGCCCUGAGGAGGAUCGUCCGGACGGAGGGCCUCCUCCGGCCCUUCAGGGGCCUCAACAUCACCAUGAUGGGUGCCGGCCCUGCUCACGCCCUGUACUUCGCCUGCUACGAGAGGGUGAAACGCAAGCUGAGCGACAUCAUCCAGAACGGGGGCAACAGCCACAUAGCCAACGGGCUGGCUGGUAGCGUGGCAACAGUCCUGCAUGACGCCAUCAUGAACCCUGCGGAAGUGGUGAAGCAGAGGAUGCAGAUGUACAACUCUCCCUACCGGGGCUUUCUGGACUGCGUGCGGACGGUCCGUCAGACCGAGGGCCUGGCCGCCUUCUACCGUAGCUACACCACCCAGCUGACCAUGAACAUCCCCUUCCAGGCGGUCCACUUCAUGACCUACGAACUGAUGCAGGAGCGCCUCAACCCCCACAGACAGUACCACCCCGGCAGCCACAUCAUCUCCGGGGCGGCUGCCGGGGCCGUGUCGGCCGCCGUCACCAACCCCCUGGACGUGUGCAAGACCCUGCUCAACACGCAGGAGAACGUGGUCCUCAACUCCAUGAACAUUAGCGGUCACCUGACCGGCAUGGCCAACGCCUUCAGGACGGUGUAUCGCCUGGGGGGCAUGCCUGCCUUCUUCAAAGGGGUGCAGGCGAGGGUGAUCUACCAGAUGCCCUCCACAGCCAUCGCGUGGUCGGUCUACGAGUUCUUUAAGUACUUUCUGACCAAGCAGCAGUUGGAGCACGAGGCUGGGUCUGGGCCAGCCUGAGGUGGGGUGAGUGGGGGUGGAGGACCCCCCCGCUCCCCCCAACCCCCCCGCUCCCCCCAACCCCCCGGACAGGAGAAAAAAAAUCCACCAGUAGUAUCAAAUCAAUGCAAAAUGCCUCUGAAGAAAAGGCAAUGUGUUUCUGUGUGCUGUUGUAUAAUAAUGUCAGUGUAUUCUCUCAAAAGGGAAGCCACUAGGGUCCGUGGAAGUUUCCGGGGUAUCGACAGAGCGUGUCCCUCGUGAAACUUACCUACCCAAGCAGCUCGGCGCAGUAGCAGAGGCUGUUACGUGAACAGGAAACGCACAAAGAUCAUCCAUCUUUCUGGAGAAGCAAACAAGCGUAAAGGGCAUCUUCAAACAAGGACACUCCGUUUUUAUUUUUAUUUUUUGCCAGAGCUCCUUACACAACAUUCUCCUCGCUGUGUGUGUGUGUGUGUGUGUGUGUGUGUGUGUGUGUGAGAUUGUGUUUGGCUUCAUUUAUAUGUUUAUACAUCUGAAAUGGAAGUGUUUUAUUUAUUUCAGUUGAUUUCCUGGACCUGACGUUUUAUGGUUUUGGAAGAAGCGCACAGUUGUUUGCUUGUUUUAUUUCCUUGUAUAUUUAUAAAGGACUGUUUGAUUGAAUUCCUUAGUUUCACUGCACAGUAACCACAGAACAAUUGGGCUUUUAAAGUGCCUCUUAAUUGUUGAAGGCUGCCUCUUCAACUAAGUUUGUUCCCUGGUAGAAAGGAUUGGUAUAGAUCCUUAUCACCCUUAUCUCUGCUUUCAGAAGGGCUUCUUAUUAUAUUUGGGUGUCUUUGUCAUGUGAUUCAACAAAACACAUCAUUUCCCUAAACAAAAGAAUAGUAACAAACAGUGCUUGUGAAAACAAGAUGUACCAAAUAGAAUCCUGUUAUUUGUCUUAAUAGAGAAAGGUUGGCAACUGAUUUAAUAUAUUUUCUACAACUGCUCUGUGCUUUCCCUUACUAAGGAACAGUUCCUGUGAUACCUACUGUUUGGACUGCUUUGCAGUUCACACCCUGAAAUAUAUAGCAUCUUCCCUGUGGACCAGUGCUUUUAGCCUGAAUACAACUGAAGGUGUCUGAUCUUUUGACCACAGGAAGUGAUUUGUCUCUUUGCAUUCCUCGAUUCCUUUGCAUAUCAAAGGAAUAUAAGCCGCAACAGGUCCAACGUUAACCUUGUUUUAGCGAAGUAUGAUGCUCUUAAAUCACGCACAAUAUUAUUUAGUGUUAGCGUAAAGGGUAUAAAUAUCUUCGAUGUUGCAGAGUAAAGGCAGCUUUUUAUAUAUUUUUGCAAGUGAUCGUUUCCUAGGGACUUCAUUAUGCAAGUGCACCAGACCUGUCUGAGGCUGCCUCAAAGCUUCACGCCGAUACAUCUGUGAUGUUGUUAAGAGAAAGAUUUUAAAUAUGAAUUUAGUUUGUUAUAUAGAUGGUUUAAAGCUAUGGAAUAUUUAACAUGAAACCGGGCAAGUUUAUUCCUACUGGAGCAGCCUUGUGUUCUCAGUGUUCCGGAGAGAACUUUAGAGUUCUUUUGAGUUUGAGUUUAGCUGGGUCAGUUAAUCAGUGGAGUUGGCCAGUUUGUGACCAUGGAAACCGUAAUAACGGCAGGCCGAAUCAGCUGGUUGGCAGACUGCGGUUCUCCUCUCCUCUGUCCCAUUUCACUCACAAACUUCCUUUUCUCUGCUUGCUCUCUCGUCCUCUCUCCUUCUCUCCCUUGGUAGUCAGACAUUCCUCCAUUGCUGUAAUCCACAAAGCCGAAAGAUUUGUUUGUUUGCCUUUCAUUAAAUGCUUAGUUUUCUUGUCUUAUUUUCUUCCACCAGUGAAAUACAGAGGUUUCUGUGAUAUUCACUCACGCACAUGUAUUCCUAGAUACUGACCCAAAGAUAGGCCUUAUGUCUCCUGCUUCUCCCUCAGAAAACCUCUAGUUUUGAUGUUGGAAGGAAAUUGUGAACUGAACUACUUACGUCUGUCUUUAAUAUCCAUUUAAUUAGCAGGCUCUCAUUCCAUUUGUUCUCUGCUGCCAAAAUAGCUUUACCAUUUUAGAGUUUCCUUUCUGCUUUAACUAAACUUGCCAUUUAACUGUUUCUAGACUGAUGUAUGAAAUGUUGAGGUGUUGCCUCAGCGCACUAUGAAGGGUAGGAUACCUUCCGGAUGUCUCCGUUGAGGUGAUUGGUUGUGGAACGCUGUGUUUCAAGUGGGACUUAUAGGUUACGACGCAUUGAUGCUGCAGUAUUUAUUAUGGAGAAAUAAGAUUACACAGCGCUCCACGUUUUAUAUUGCUUCCGUUUUUUUUUUUUUUUUCCCCGCCUCAUUUUAUAGACCCUAUAUGCAAUAGAUCAUAUCUGUCCAUGUCAUGGCAGUGUAAAUAUGCAACAUAAUAAUCACAUUGGUUGCUCAGAGGUAGCCCUAUUCUGUGGAGUCUUAAAUCCUACACUGAAGGCCUUUUGGGAUUGAUUCAAACAGAUACUCUAUCUCUCAAGGCCUCUUUAUACAGACUUGUAUAAAUCCCAUAGGUCAUUUAGGACUUUAAGGAUCCCAUCGCAAUAUUGUUUUGAUGUUCGACCACUACUCAUAUUUACAAGAAAUAUUGGCUUAGAAUUGGGCUUUGAUGGUCACUGGUUGAGCUACAAUUGGGGACAUCUGGUUUGGUCAUAUUCAUGAACCAUUCAGAACAGAUUGGACAGUGUCUGAUCCGUUUGUACAUGCCCAGUAGGGUUCCCACUCCUGAACGCUGGCCUGGGGCGGAACGAGACGACCGUGUUAGUAUGGGUAGUCAGAGUGUGCUUGUUUUGUUUUGUUAGUCAAGAUUCAAUAAUUAAAAAUUAAUUCCAGGGAUGUUUGUCAUGUAAAUUUCCAGCUGCUUUGUACGCACAACAAAAUGAUGGUGAAACUGGGAUGAUUAAUGACUUUAUAGUGCCAUCUACAGUACGAGAAUGUUUAACAUUUUGAAUUAAGACCAUGCAGAUGUGAAAUAAUUGUGGUAAAGCUGCUACAGUAUGUAACACUGGAGCCGAAAUAAAAUACAGAUGAUUAAUGAA